Durusdinium trenchii is the source of this 2820-nucleotide messenger RNA. The record is from the annotation of a GenBank genome assembly. Lineage: Eukaryota; Dinophyceae; Suessiales; Symbiodiniaceae.
AUGCUGGUCUCGGAAAAAGCCACAUCCAAAGAUCUAAAAGAUCUGCCGAUUCUGAAGCAGCUGAAGCAGGUUGCAGGUCUCCGAAUUUGGGAGCCACGGCAAAGCUCCACCAAGGAGUUUGAACCCUUUGGGUCGGGCCUGAAACUCGACAAAGAUAUCGAGGGCAUCGGCCAACCCCGAACAGAUUCAGAGAUAAAACGAUCUGGAUCCUUUGAAGUUCGGGCAGAGGGACAUGUGGCUCCCAAAGGCAAGGAGGGGGUUCCCUGCCGAUGUGUAGUUCGCGGAAAGGCUCAGCGCCUUGCUUUACAAGGCUUUGACUGUGAGCAAUGCCGGAAUUUCUACGCUGCGACCAAGCUGGCUCCCAAAUCUGAAGACUUGAAAGCCUCUCGACACCGAUUGGAGCACGCACCAACAUGCACACCACCAGGCCGAAGAGCAUCCUAUUCCAAUGUGGUCAUGGAAAAGUGGGGAGAGAGUGAAGGGGCCAAAAGCACAUUAUUCUUCGACGAACAGGAUAUCACCGUCCCUCAGAAUAUCUACUUGAAGUGGGUUCGGCAAGAGCUCGAGGACGAAGAAGCAUGUUUGGAGCUUCCUUUCAUGAUCCUCGUUUUGGUCUCAUUCACCCUGAUGGCAGUCUUGUCCUUGAACCAGCAUGUGGUUCUUUCCGUAGAGCAAGCGAUCGAGCAAGACAUUCGUGAGAAUGCAAACUUUGCUUUCAAUGAGUACAUGGGACACAAGACAUUACAAGACGUCCACUCAGUGCCCGACUUUUGGUCUUGGAUGCGCUUGGGCUUUCUGCCGCUUGUGAUUCAACCAGCUUGGAUGUACUCUGAAGGUUAUGCUCGCAAUGUUGCAAGUGCAUUUCAGCUCAAUACUGUACCUAACAGUGUGUGGGAUAUGGGCACCUAUCAUAUUCCCGUAGCCGGAGAUUACUUGCACUACAAUCGCAUCAUAGGUGGUUUGCGCUUCCGGCAGCAGGUUGCUCCAGAAGCACCUUGCAGAUUUCCACCAGGGCGCAAAACAGAUCUUUGGGAGCGCUGGUAUGGAAAAGUUUGCAUGCCUGCUUUUCAAGAACCUUUUUUUGAACCGGACACCUCAGUUGGUGAAGUCUUUGAACAAGCUACACGUGAAGAAUGGCUGUUGAUGGCUGAUAUGCAGAGGAUGAUGGACCAAGUACUGGAUAUGGAGGAUGGCUGUCAUGGAGUGCACACUAUUGGCACCCGAGCAUGCUAUUGCAAUUGGUGUCAGGCACAAAGCCCAGCGAUGCCGUGGGUCACUGAGAGGACACAACGUAUCGAGGUUUCCAUGGCAACCUUCAAUGCUGAAUAUGGACUUUUGACCCUUACCGGAGUCAAUCUGUGGAUAGCCAGAGGCGGCCGUAUGCGGAAGCGUGUGGAAUUGAUGUCUGUGUGGGUCAAUUUUUCUCAGUUCACUGCUGCAAAUGUACCAGUGAUGGUUUUCGCCGGAAUUUGGCUGGUUUGCGUGUGCUACAUUUUCAUAAAUGAAAUCAUAGAAAUCAUAUCAGUGAUCAGAAAUGCCGAAACCCGGUGGCACCGGGCAUUGUUGGAAGAUUAUUUGGGAUUUUGGAAUAUUGUUGACUGGCUGUCGAUCAGUGUUGCUGCUGUGGUCGUUGUGCUUUGGUUUGGCCUGGCCAUGGAGAGUGGCACUCUUCAAGAUCAUUUAGGAAAGCUUUUGGAAGAUCGAAGCAGUUUGGCUUUAGUAGCUGCUUUCUUCCAGGCGUUAGAGGUCACCUCAGCAGAAGAGAAACGCUUUCGACUGAUUCUUUGCUUCUAUCCGAUGCUCCUACUGCUGCGACUGUUCAAGUCCUUCGCUGCCCAGCCUCGCCUGGCAGUGGUCACUGACACCAUCAAGUUGGCAUCGCAAGACUUGCUGCAUUUUGGGCUUGUCUCAGCAGCCGUCAUUGCAUGUUUAUGCUUGAACGCGGUACUUCUCUUCGGCCGCGAUGUUGAAGCCUUUGGAAACCUACCACGCUCCUUGCACAGCUCAUUCCGGAUGCUGUUUGGAGAUUGGGAAUGGGCUCCAAUGGAAGAAGUCUCAAGAUCUGGAGCAUAUUUGUGGUUUACCAUUUUCAUGGUGCUGGUAGCAAUCAUUCUCCUCAACAUGCUCCUGGCCAUUAUUCUGGAUAACUACAUGGAUGUGAAGAGAGUGUCCGCGAGUGCCCAAUCCCUCGGUGAGCAGUUUCAAGAAAUGCGCCGGCGCCGGCAGAUGCAGAAACGCAAGGAGCGUAUGCGUUUGACUGAUGUAUGGGAUCACUUUGUAGCAGAGGCUCAAAACCGCCCAAAGUUAGCUUUGGCAUCAGAGAGAGACAUCACAGUGGAUUUUCUCGAACAGAUGGGCAUGCCAUCGUCCCAGGCCUCACGAACCUUGCAGAAUUCCUGGAUGGCUCAUUUGAAAGCCACAACAGUACCCUUUGAGCUCAAACAUUCCUCAUCAUGGCUGGCACGAUUUGAAGCUGACACUCGCAAAUGCCGCAAUGGUUUGUACUUCCUUUUUGACAGACUCGAAUUCUAUGACACUAGGUUUGCAAAGCUAGAUGUGGAGGAGUUUUCAGAUUUGGCCCAGAGUGACAUGGCCCAAGAAAUGGCAGUGCAGCUGCUUCGCCUAAGCAGUGAAGCGGCGGAAAAAUUGGCAAAAUUGCUUUCGGUGGUGGACAAAACACAGUCUCGAACCGAAGAAAAGCAGUUGUUGAUCCAUGGCACUGUGCGUGACAUGUCGCAUUUGUUGCUAAAGCUGCAAAGUCUCGGAACCCAUAUAGGCAGCCGACUCGAGGGCUUGACCUACACCGGACAAAGCUUUUGA